Messenger RNA from Exophiala viscosa, 1408 nucleotides. RefSeq lists its product as uncharacterized. The coding region runs from base 126 to 920 and encodes 264 amino acids. The record is from RefSeq and is a predicted model, not a curated record. NCBI's taxonomy places the organism in Eukaryota, Fungi, Ascomycota, Eurotiomycetes, Chaetothyriales, Herpotrichiellaceae. The transcript has a single exon.
AACAUUCCACCUUUCCCUUCGCCGCCGGCCACGAUGAGUGCAUAAACCCGCAUCGGUCAGAUCGUGAUUCGGUGCGCACUGAUCUCAAUCUUCCCAUCUUCUGAUCCUCUGCAUUCAAGCCACCGAUGCCGCCGUCUUGGCGAGCAGGACUUGUCAAUGCCUUUCCCAUACCCGAAGACCGACUGCCUUCGAAAAAGGGCCUGAAAAAGCAGAUUCUGGGUAACAAUGAGAACAAGCCCGAGACUACGGACGAAGCCGACGAAACUGCGUUACUUGGCGAACCGUUCCCAUUCUUCCAACUGCCCGCAGAGAUCCGUAACAAGGUCUACGCCCUGGUCCUGUUUAGUUCCGGAGGAGUCAAUGGUCGGAAGAAAAGCCGCACCUCACUCCUCUUGGCCAACAAGCUGAUGCAUCAAGAGGCAUCGUAUAUUCUCUACAGCUCAUUGAGCUUCAGGAUUUUCUACAUACAGGAUUUCACAUCCACGCCACUUUACCAGGACUUGCGGCUGAUGUACCGCUCAGUGGUGACCAAGUUGGAAAUGGUGAUAGGCUCCAGCUGGACGAGUCCACCAAAGACGUGGCGGGUUGGUAAACUCCUGGCACGACGCUUGGGAAGGUCAUCCGCAGUUCAGACACUGAAGAUAUUCGUGCAAGCAGACCCGAGUCUACCCAUGUAUGAGAAAUGGAGGAUCUCACUAGACUUCUACACGGACUUCUGCGGAGACCUGCUUCGUGACGUCCUUGCCACAAUGCCGCAUCUCAAGUUUAUCGAGCUCGAUGGUAACCCUGAUAUUGAGGUUGCUGGGCCGCUGGUAUCUCGAUUGCUGGCUGAGGCCGAAGCCAAGGGGAAAACUUGCACUCUCGCACCAACCAAAGCCGUUGCUACUCCAGGAGGUCUAAAGAUGGUUUUCCGAGGAUGAGAUGAAUUAUGAAAAUUAUGAUGUGAAACGAUCAUUUUUCAAAUCACGUUUACCCUUUGCCAAAGCAUGUGCAUCCUGAUUUCGUGCCUUUCUGCCCAACAGGUGCCGCCUAGUAUGCAUAAUAGCUUGACACAGGUGAAGGAGUUUGCCAGGGUCGUUAAGCCUGAGGGAUUCAGAAUAGCGACUAUCUUCGAUGAUAUCUGGGUUCAGGAUGCGUUCAAGGCUGAGGUAGAUCGGCUCUCAGACCAGGUCGGAGUGUUGUCUGCGAUUGGGUUCGGUACGGUUGCGAACGCCGGCGCAAGGCUACUUGUGUUACAAAAGUUAUAGUCAUUCCUGCUCGUCAAUGAAGCGUCCAGAACCAGGGUCAACUAGGAUCCUCGACUUGACGCAAUCAAGGCCUGCGAAAGCCCAGGAGCGCACAUCAAGGGGGAGCUGCACUGGUAAGUAAUGGGAUAUGCAGAAUCGUUAAUCGUGGUCUCUGCGGGGUC